Messenger RNA from Hypoxylon fragiforme, 2947 nucleotides. RefSeq lists its product as uncharacterized. The transcript has 2 exons. NCBI's taxonomy places the organism in Eukaryota, Fungi, Ascomycota, Sordariomycetes, Xylariales, Hypoxylaceae. Bases 199 to 2391 code for a protein of 730 amino acids. The record is from RefSeq and is a predicted model, not a curated record.
UCUCUUUUGCCCAGCGAGGCUGUUCAUCAUUAGUGUGAUAGGGGGAGGAGGAAAGAAAUAGCGAAGCGUUCGAGACAAGUUGAUUUUCGCCUCACGCUGCCGCCUACAUUUUUCGGCAAUCAUUUGAUUCCCAGCAUCACAAACAAGAACUAUACCCCCCACAAAGACGGCUGGCCUGCUUUCUUUUUUUAGCACACCAUGAGUCAUUGCCCCAACCCGGAUCUCGAGAUCAAGAAACUUCGGGCCCUGUUGGAGCACAGAGAUGCCCAACAUCGGGAGGCGAUGAGAACUAAGGAUGCGGAUCUUCGCAGAGCGAAACAAGAAAUAUCCCAAUUAUCGCAAUUACAAAACUCUUAUCAGUUUCAAUCGCAAGUAGCUCAAUCCCCGAGCCACAACAUACCUGACGAUUCUGCUGCUGCUACUUCUACUCCUGUUCAUAAUGAAUUCCAACUAUCAAGUACUACUACCGGUACACCUGCCACUCCUUUUCACCAAGAUGGCAUGUCCAGAAGUAAUACCAUCCCUCACAGCAAUGCUGUCAAUGGCCAUCAUCGCCACGACAGUGCUGCACGAUCAUCUAAUCGGCACAGCCAUCAUGCCCAUGCCCAUGUCCACGCUGUCAAGCGUGCUAGGACCAUGUCUCAGCAGGCUCCGUCGUCACAGAAGAUGGACCGCGUUGGUUCAAACCUGUCCACCCAGUCCGCUGGCCCAUUCACCGGCAAUGCUCCCAUAUCCCCUCCCCAGCGGAUACAUAACGGUAACAUGCAGAUGAGGAGUGCUGGCAUGGUAGACUACGUAGACAAGGACGAGCCCGUAUCAUCUUACGCCCUUGCCUCAUCGCAGUCCAUGCGGUCUUCCCAAUCAUCCAAGCAUCGUCAUGAAAUGCCCACCCUUUCAGAGUCUGGACCCAUGACCGGUGCUCUGCUCGACCCUGAAGUUUACUUCGCGCAACAUCCGUUUCACGAAGACCUUCCGCCAUCGAUGGCUUCUUUUGGAUCAUCAAUGCCCUCACAGAACCACGACGUUGAGGUGCCUCAAUUCAAUAUCACUAACGUGUCAGUCUGCGGUUCAAUGACGACAGCACCCACAUACGACACAGCACCGAUGACUCGACAAAAUAGUUUGUUCGACAACCAAUCAGUGUCGGGCGGCGUGCGCAUGAUGAGCCUUGGUUCGCAGAUGUCACAGGGCGGCGAGGCGUACUAUCCAGAUGGCUCACCACACACCGGGAGCAGUGGGGAUAAUUCGCCGUUAGGGAAACGACCCUAUUGUAGUGAGGAUGCCCUCAUCGCGGUUGGGUCGAGUCUCGCGCCUCCGUAUGCCCAUCAAUACGCGGCUUCCGCCCCUACCGACGCCCUUCUCGCUUCCUCAGACAUGGAACGAUCGAUAUCUAGCGCAAGCAUGGCUAGCACAAGAUCUAACUCGUCACUCAAGGCUCGGGCCAAAGAUACGCUAAAGCAGCAAUGCCAACGUGCAUUGAAUGCGCCCUUAAAACCGAAGCCGAGCGUUGAAAAAGACGCUAAGGAAUCGCAAGCCAAUGCCAAAAAGGAUGGUAAGACAGCCAUUACCAAGACUAAAUACGUAAGACCAAAACAGCCCAAGGUGUACUGCGAUCAAUGCGAAGAGCACAAAGACGGGUUCCGCGGCGAGCACGAGCUUCGCCGACAUCGCGACGCCAAACACCAGACCACCGUCAAGAAGUGGAUCUGCGUCGACCCAGCUGCCUACGGCAUCGCGAUAGGCAUACCGGCUGUCAAUCCCUUGAGUAAGUGCAAGGCCUGCAAAGCACAAAAGAAAUACGGCGCGUAUUACAACGCGGCUGCCCAUCUUCGCCGCACUCACUUUAAGGAGAAGCCUUCGCGACAAAAGAAUAAGGGUAACAACAAUAACCGCAGCGACGAAGACAAACGUGGUGGCAAGGGAGGUGGUGAUUGGCCUCCGAUGACUGAACUUAAGAAUUGGAUGAAAGAAAUCUGGGUGAGCAAGUUCGAAUCGGACGAUGAAGAGGAUGCCGAAGAAGAUAUGGGCCAUGUCGCGGAUACCGAGCCUGGAGCGAUGGAUUCCUAUCCCGGAGAGUUCAACAUGACGCACAAGAUGGCUGGGAAUGUGUUCGCCGAGGUGGUAGACUACAGCAACCUGAUAGUCAACACCGACGUCGCCUAUAUGAACGGCAUGCCGCUUUCGUCUGCCGACUUCAACUUCAACAAUGCCAUGUCCCCUGCUACCAUGUCACCUAACUUUAGCUCAGACAUGUCGACAUUACUUCCCCAUGACCAUGUGAACCAAUUCAGCUCAGCUCUAUCAUCGUCUGCCACGGUCACCCCGAUGACGGCCUACCACGAACCAUCACACGUGGAAGACUUCGACUUCAGCAUGGUCUAUCCUCAAUGAUCUCGCCCAGAGGUGUUAGAUGAGGGUUUCUUUCUUUCUUUCUUGCUUUCUUCCAUUCUUUCCUUAUCAAUCAAUUCUUCACGAGUAUGAAUAUACGAGAACCCGACUCGAGGGAUCUGAACCGAAGCAUGAGAAGAGAAAGUUGAAGAAGAUGAAGAAGAUGAAGAUGAAGGACUAAAAAAAACCAACAAAGGAACGACGAAAAAAAGAAAAAAAAGUUUUAAGGGAAAGAGGAAAGAGGAAAGAGGAAAGAGGAAAGAAUGAUUGUUUUAAGAAGAUGAAGAGGGGGCCUGAAGUGAACUUUAACGCUGCUUUCUACUUCUAGUUCUUUUUUUCUAUUCGGCGCCAAGUUCGUUUGUUCUUUCUUUAGCGACCGGCCUUUCGUUUCUUCUCGACAAGCAAACCCUGCGUACCUGCAUCUCGUCUCGCAGUAUAGCUCCGAUUAAAAACUGUCACCAAGGCGGUUUCCUCGAAACUCGCGAAACCUUAUUCAGGUUUAUGAUUUCUAGUCGCUCGCUACGCCAUUAACCUUUACGCUUUACCUAUUUUUAUAAUA